AUGGCGCCGUGCGGUGUCAAACGCGUGUGGAGCACUCAAUGGGCUUUCUUGGCGGAACUCCAGAACGGUGAAUUCGUGGCUUGGGGGAACGAGGGCUCUGGAGGUAACAUUGCUGCUGCUGGGGUGAAGGCGUCCUUGGAGAAAGUUGGAGUGAAACACGUGUGGAGCACUGGCAGGGCUUUCCUGGCGGAACUCCAGAACGGCAAAUUCGUCGCUUGGGGGGAGGCUUGGGGAGACAAAGACUAUGGAGGUGACAUUGCCGCGGUGAAGCCAUCCUUGGAGAAAGCAGGAGUGAGACGCGUGUGGAGCACCGGUUAUGCUUUCCUCGCUGAACUCCAGAACGGCGAAUGCGUGGCUUGGGGGCACAGCACCCGAGGAGGUGACAUUGGCGGGGUGAAGGUUUCCUUGGAGAAAGUUGGAGUGAAAAACGUGUGGAGCACUUUGUACGCCUUCCUGGCUGAACUCCAGAAUGGUAAAUUCGUGGUGUGGGGGCUAAAGGACCACGGAGCUGACCUUGACGCGAAGAAGAAGGCAUCCUUGGAGAACGCUGGAGUCAAAUACGUGUGGAGCACUGCUGGUGCCUUCCUCGCCGAACUCCAGAGCGGAGAAUUUGUCGCUUGGGGGCACAACGGCUAUGGAGCUGACAUCAGCGCGGUGAAGCCUAAACUGGAGAGUGGAGUGAAACACGUGUGGAACACCAAUGGUACCUUCCUCGCCGAACUCCAGAGCGGUGAAUUCGUCGCUUGGGGGGACAAGGGGCACAAGUCAAGAGGAGCUGGCAUCGACAGGGUCAAGGUUUCCCGAAAAGAAAAAAUUGUGAAACACGUGUGGAAUUGGAUCAAACAUCCCUUCCGCGCCGAACUCCAGAGCGGUGAAUUCGUACCUGAGAGGAGCAAGUACAGUAAGGUGUGGACGGUGAAGGAAUCCUUAGAGGAGGCAGGAGUGAAACACGUAUGGAGCACUCACGGUGCCUUCCUGGCGGAACUCCAGAGCGGCGAAUUCGUGGCUUGGGGGGACAAGUCAGGAGGAGCUGGCAUCGACGUGGUGAGGCCUUCGUUGGAGAAAGCAGGCGUGAAACGCGUGUGGAGCGCUUACUAUGCCUUCCUCGCGGAACGCCAGAACGGCGAGUGCGUGGCUUGGGGGCUAAAGGACUACGGAGGUGCUUGGAGGAAGGAGGACUGGGGAGGUAACCUUGGCGCGGUGAAAGCCUCUCUGGACAGGAAGGCGCAAGGCUCGCCCUACGCGGCCGUGGCCGCCCUCCGGAGGAGAGUGGAAGGCUGA
Messenger RNA from Symbiodinium necroappetens, 1281 nucleotides. The record is from the annotation of a GenBank genome assembly. Lineage: Eukaryota; Dinophyceae; Suessiales; Symbiodiniaceae.